GCAGGUUGUCGCGCGCGCAGGAGUUGCGCUGUGCCUCGGCAGCACGCGCGCGUCCGCCGGCGCAACUUCCCCCGCACAGCAGCGCUGCUCCCGCACCGCCAUCCUCACCUCCGCACCUGCACCAACUUUUCAGCAGGCUUAAACACACACACACACACACACACGGAAUGUCUCUCUGAAUCCUGCCUGGAGAUCUCAUCACGGUUCGGGUUCGGGUUCGGAUUCAUAGUUGGUGCUUGGAAGGAAAAGGCUGUGAGACUGUGCCACUUCUUCUUCAUCAUCUUCUUCAUCUUCAUCAUCUUCUGCUUCUUCUUCUUAUCAGAAUCUGCGCUGCAACACGGAAUGUUAAACAUGUCGGCCAGAUUUCUGCUCCAUGUCGUACUUCUGUCCGUGUUGCAUGCAUGUUCUCAAACCAUCGCGUCUGAAGACGAGGAGUACGACGAUGUGACCGUCAGUCAGAUGCUGUCACCGAAAAAGAACGAGAUGGACGCCACUCAGAUCCUGAACAACCUCCUGAAGGAGUACGAUAAGAAACUCCGCCCUGACAUCGGAGUUAAACCGACUGUCAUCGACGUCGAUAUCUUCGUUAACAGCAUCGGACCCGUCUCAUCAAUAAAUAUGGAGUAUCAGAUCGAUAUCAUCUUUGCUCAGACGUGGACAGACAGUCGACUCAGAUACAACAGCACCAUGAAAAUAUUAACUUUGAACAGUAAUAUGGUGGGACUGAUUUGGCUCCCGGACACAAUCUUCAGAAACUCCAAGAACGCAGACUCGCAUUGGAUUACGACACCCAAUCAGCUACUCAGGAUAUGGAAUGAUGGGAAAAUACUUUAUACCCUCAGGCUGACUAUAAACGCUGAGUGUCAGCUGCAGCUCCAUAACUUCCCCAUGGAUGAACACUCCUGCCCACUCAUCUUCUCCAGCUACGGAUACCCGCGAGAUGAAAUGAUCUACAAGUGGAGGAAGAACUCGGUGGAAGCGGCCGAUCAGAAGUCCUGGAGACUUUAUCAGUUUGACUUCAUGGGGCUGAGGAACACCACAGAUGUCCUCAAGACCACGUCAGGUGACUACGUGGUGAUGACGGUUUAUUUCGACCUGAGCAGAAGGAUGGGCUACUUCACCAUCCAGACGUACAUCCCCUGCAUCCUGACCGUCGUCCUCUCCUGGGUCUCCUUCUGGAUUAAAAAAGACGCAACGCCAGCCAGAACUGCUUUAGGAAUAACCACAGUGUUAACCAUGACCACGCUGAGCACAGUGGCCAGGACGUCGUUACCCAGAGUCUCGUACGUCACCGCCAUGGACCUCUUCGUGACCGUCUGUUUCCUCUUUGUCUUCGCGGCUCUCAUGGAGUAUGCAACUCUCAACUAUUACUCGUACAGUGUUCGCAGGCCGACCUGUAACAAGACGAAAAGACCGAACUACUCAGUGCUGGAUGUGGGACCUCCUCCUACAGUCAUCGCUCUGAACAACUCCAUGUACUGGCAGGAAUUUGAUGACGCCUGUCUAUAUGAGUGCCUGGAUGGAAAAGACUGCCAGAGCUUCUUCUGCUGCUACGAGGAAUGCAAAGGAGGGGCCUGGAGAAAGGGCAGGGUCCACAUAGACAUCUUGGAACUGGACGCAUACUCACGUGUCUUCUUUCCCACUUCUUUCUUGUUGUUUAAUGUCGUCUACUGGGUAGGCUACCUCUAUCUUUAGCAAUCCACCCAUUUCCUUUUCAAAGACGCAGACGAUUUGACUUGGGCAGGACAACGAUUGCACCAAGACUUUCUAAGUACAGUCAAAAAGAAUGGGAACUGUGUUCAGUCAGAGACCUCUCCAGUAGGUUGGGAAACAUUUAAAAAAAAAUAACACUUUGCCAUAACAAAGUUACAAGCAGAUACUUUCCAAGCCCUUAAGCUAAGGAGUCCGGCUCUUUCUACACAGUCGGAAGUCCACAGGCUUUUUGUCUGGUAGCAUUUCCCUGCCAGAAGUCUUUGCCUUUGUUCUUCAGGUACCAAGGAAAAAAAAGUUCACUUAUCACAGAAGCGUGAUGUUUUUUUUGAUGAGAAAGUCACAGUACAAGUGGAUAAAGCUGCUCUGAUGGUGGGGGUGGGAAGGCCUCACACAGCAUGCAAAACCAUGACAUCUAAAUACGAAGGUGGUUCCCAAAAGUGGAGACCAGCGAUCAGUCAAAACCAGGCUUUGGUGAAGAGAAGCAUUCAGAGCCAUCCAUAGUGCCUUCUUCUGGAUGGGGUAGCUAUCUGCCGGAGAGAGAGCAGUAUCAGUUUCAGAGACAAGUUCCCGGUUUUGACUGACCGCUGACGGGGUCACUCUGUGCUUUUUCCAGCUUUUGGUUAUGACUUAUUUUCGAUGAAGUCAUUUCUAAAAUUGACGUUAAUGUCAUUGCAUGCUAUUUAUUAUAAUAUUAAGCUCCACUUUGAAUCUUCACAGCAAUUUUAGUACAACAAAGUAGGUUUUAUUGGAAUAUCAUAUCAUAGGCUAAUUGUUUAGGAAUUAAACCUUUUCCUAUAUUAUAUUUAUAUUUAGGAAAGUUUUGUAGUGGAUUUUUUCCAAUACAAAAGGAAGCAAACAUUUAAAAAACUUAUUUAAACCUGUAAAUUUUAAUCUGUUACAAUAACAAUUGCAUGUGUUAUAAUAGCUCAUAUCAUCCCUAAUCCAGGUUUAUCUUUGGGCCUGGCCAAAGUUGGCAGUUGUACUCAUUAGGGGUGGAAAUGUUUAGGCCCCGAUUUCAAUUCAGGCUUUCACCAUGCGAUUCUAAAAAGAUUCUUGAUGCAUCUCGAUUCUAUAAACGAUAUUCAUAGUUAAGCGCCCACAGUGAUGAUUUAAUACUGAAAUUACACACAUCAGUAUUCAAAACUCAGACAUAACUACAGACUUUUGCGCUAUUCAGAAAGUAAGGGAGUUACGCACAUUAGGGCGGAGUUUGUGUAAAACAGAGGCGUGUCUCAGUUACAUGUGAUUCUGAUCUUGAACUUGGGCGCAUUUUUCUUGCGUGAUAUCAGCUCGAGUGAGGAGCAGUAUUAAGACUGUCAGUUUAAUGUAACCACAAUAAGUCACGCUGAAAUUUAUGGCUGUAAAGAGACGUGUAUUCAUUUUUAUGGAUAAAAUUAUGAACAACACAUAAAAUGAGCUGUAGGCAUAAUACAGAAUCGACUUAAGUGUGUGCGUAAACCGACUCUGAAUACGGGAAACUUUCCCUGUGUUAAUAUUGAUGUAAAUUUUGGACUCACCGACUCUGAAUACAGCAUCUUUUUUUUUACAGUUUGAUUUUAAAGUGAAAAAGCAGAAAGUAAAAUGCUGUACCUCCAGUCCAACUCAUUCAACAAUGACGCAAAAUUUCUUUUGCCACAAAGCUUGCAGCUGACCGAGUAAUUCGCUUUGUGCUUUCUGAAUUAUGUGAACGUUUCUUCGCUUGCUCGAAUGUCCUCUGUUGAGAACUCUGAACUCUGAAUAAAAAAAAGUCUGAUAUGAUUUGUAUUCCCAAAACACUUUAUCUUGUAAUGACAAAGCUUGAACAUGCCUAUAUCCAGUUCCUGUUCUCCUUUUAAUUCAGAAAUAUUCAACAAUUCCAAAACAGUCCCUUUAAAAGCAAAGCGUUUGUCCAUCAUCAGGUAAAUCAGCAGAUUUAGCUAGCUUGGUUAGUAGCUAACUUAUACAAAGUGCACAUGCUAAUUAGUUUAGUCCAAUUUUAUUAUUAUUAUUAUAUAUUUUUUUAUUAUUAUAACUUGCUUUAUGUUGUGUUCUGUGGCUUUUUAUUGAAAAUAUAAAUAACACAAAUUAUUAUUAUUAAAAAUUAUAAGAAAGAUCUUGUGUAUCGCGUUUAAAUAGAGAAUCGAGGUGCAUCUAAGAAUUGAAAUUUUUUUCUCAACUCGAUAUAAAUACAAGCAAAAUCAACUCAAUCCCAAAGACAGAAGCAGUUUUAGCUGCAGAAGGUUUGGAUCACUCCGUUUUCUCAAAAAGAAAUGAUUUUUAUUUACAUUCUUUUUAAUAUGAUAAAACUUUACUUGAACACUUAAGACUGCAUCUUAUGAUUGGCACAGUUUAUGACGUGGUUAUGUCAGUCUUAUGACACAGGCUAGUGUCAAGUAAAGUGUUUCUCUGUUUUGUUAAUUUAAUUUUGUCAUUCUUUUUUUUAUUACUUAUCAGUAAUUUCCAUUUAUCCAGAAUUCUAUAAUCCGUAACCCUACAUUACCACUGUGUUCAUAACCAAAUUUAUUUGAUAAAUUGUGAUACUGAGUUGCCUUAGGGUCACUGUCAGAUGAUCCGUAUUAUUAAGAUGAUUUUAUAACAUCUACUUCAAACGGUGGUCAUAGCCAAAGGAUUCAUGCUAACAAAGCUGAGAAUACAUGUAUGAAGGCAAUCUGAUUUUUUUUUAUUAUUAUUUUAUUAUUUUUUUUUGUAUUAUACACAAUUUUAAAAACCAUUGUCAUGGAUUACAAUUAAGACGUAUUUAUUUGUAAUGUUCUUCAAUAGCAAUAUAUUAUUAUUAUUUUUUUUAAUUUAAG
Messenger RNA from Pangasianodon hypophthalmus (striped catfish), 4505 nucleotides. Its product is annotated as gamma-aminobutyric acid type A receptor subunit gamma3. Bases 343 to 1695 code for a protein of 450 amino acids. The record is from RefSeq and is a predicted model, not a curated record. Gene Ontology annotation, cellular component: synapse; postsynapse; GABA-A receptor complex. Gene Ontology annotation, molecular function: benzodiazepine receptor activity; GABA-A receptor activity; transmitter-gated monoatomic ion channel activity involved in regulation of postsynaptic membrane potential. The transcript has 9 exons. Lineage: Eukaryota; Metazoa; Chordata; Actinopteri; Siluriformes; Pangasiidae. Gene Ontology annotation, biological process: signal transduction; nervous system process; regulation of postsynaptic membrane potential.